This is a messenger RNA of Trematomus bernacchii (emerald rockcod), 2522 nucleotides long. Its product is annotated as Fc receptor-like protein 5. Gene Ontology annotation, molecular function: transmembrane signaling receptor activity. Bases 826 to 1584 code for a protein of 252 amino acids. Gene Ontology annotation, biological process: cell surface receptor signaling pathway. The transcript has 6 exons. The record is from RefSeq and is a predicted model, not a curated record. Lineage: Eukaryota; Metazoa; Chordata; Actinopteri; Perciformes; Nototheniidae.
CGUGUUCUGAAUUGACCAAUCAGAAUCAAGUUUUCAACUAAGCCAUGUAAUAAUAUGUUAUAACAACAUAUUCUUAUGUUAUAACAACAUAUUUUAAUUUCUUAACGAUAUAUUUUCAUGUUAUAACAACAUCUUUUAACGUUAAAACGUGUUAUUUUAGUGUUAUAACGAGAUAUCUUCAUGUUACAACAAUAUAUUGUAGCAAUACGAAAAUAUAUGACUUUAUACCAUAUUUUCAUCCUAGAACGAGAUAUUUUAGUGUUUUAACAAGAACAUUUUGUUUUUAACGCGAUAUUUAAGCGUAUUAACGUGAAUUUGUCAAAAUAUUAAAAGAUAUAGUGACUUUUUACUAUAUUUUAGUGUUAUAAUGAGAUUUAGAUGUAUCCACUUAAUAACUAACUUUACAACGACAUAUUUUUAGUGUUUAGUGUAACGGGAUAUUUUAUUGUUAUAUCGAGAUAUUUUGUUAUAACAAGAUAUCUUUGUGUUUUUUAAAAGUGUAUUAUUGUUGUUGUUGUUUGGUCCAAAUUUAAGCUGAUAGUUGUUUAAAAAAAUAUAGAUGUAAUUGUUUUCUGGUAUUAUAAUCACAUAUUUGACAUAAAAUGGCUAAAUAAUGACUAAUUUCAGGAUUUAAGAACUGAUUCCUGCAGCGUUUCAUUUCCGUUUUUAUAAACUAGAGGUAUUUUUAUCUGAGAUUUAACCACACAAAAGCUAAACUAAAGCAGGAACAGGAAGUGGUUUUACUGCUCGGACAGAAGAAGAAGAAGAAGAAGAGGAAGAAGAAGAAGAAGAAGAAGAGUUGAUGUCAUUGCACCAAGAAGCAGAAUGAAGGACACGUCUCUCCUGCUCCUGCUGAGCUGCCUGUUCUGCUGCUCAACAAACGCAGCUCGUCUGACGGUGACUCCCAGCAGCUCUCAGGUAUUUAGAAAUGAACCUGUCUCUCUGAGAUGUGAGGACGCCUCUGAUGGAUGGACUGUGAGGAGAAAGACGAGCAAUGGUAAAAGAACUCAGUGUGGAGUCGGCUGGGGAACACCUGCUGUUUCCCCCUGUACCAUCGACCCCACUGACCCUGUGGACAGUGGAGAGUACUGGUGUGAGUCCCCAGAGGGAUCCACCAGUAACACCAUCACCAUCACCGUCUCUGGUGGAUCAGUGAUCCUGCAGAGUCCUGUCCUCCCUGUGAUGGAGGGAGAUGACGUCACUCUGAUCUGUAGAACAAAGAUGGCCGACCCCCCCUCUGCUGAUUUCUACAAAGAUGGCGUCUUCAUCAGGACUGAUUCUGAUGGUCACAUGACCCUCGUCCAUGUUAACAUGUCUGAUGAAGGCCUCUACAAGUGUAGAGUCCAGAGUAAAGGAGAGUCUCCAGAGAGCCGGCUGUCUGUCUCAGAAAAACCUACGACCACCAUCUCCCUUGUGUUCAGGGUGAUCUGCCACCUGGUGGUUUUCUGCCCGUACUGCAUCUCCACUUUCCUCAUGGUGUCUUUAUAUCGACAGAGGGCCACAGGAAGCGACCACGCUGAGCAGGGAUUGGACGAUGACUACGAUGAUGUCAUGUCUGCUGUCACCACGGAGCAUCAGUUCUGAAACAGUGGAGGACCCAGAACGCUUCCCUGAGGAAUGCCAUGUUUUGAACUCAGUGUAAUUACAUUCAAUCAUGUAUUGACUGAUAUCGUGCACAUGCAAUAUUAUUCCCUUUAUUUCUGAAGCAGUGGUCUAUUAGCAUUAGCAGCUAAUGCUCAGUACAAAGAAGAUAUGCAGAUACAAAGAAAACAUAUACUAAAGUUAAACAAUUAGAAAGUUGUAAUUUUGGCCAUUUUCUUUCACAUUUCAGGAAAAUCUACUAAACUUUUAAAAUCAUUGAAUUCAUUCAGGAUUUAUCCCAAAAAUCUCCUAAAGCUUUUCACAAACAUUACAACAGUGAUGUAUGUAUUAAAUGUACAUCACCAUAUGUAGAAGUUGGAACAUUGUUUAUUUUGAUAGAAAUCUUGUAGAAAAUCAGCUCCAGGAUCUUUAUUGACUUAUUGAGGAGUGGAAGGUGAGUCUAGUUUACAGUUACAUUAAAUAACUCUGCGUAUAAACUCUUAUUCAUUAUCUGUUCACCAGACUCCGUUAGAAACCAUGUGUUUUUAAAGCUUACAUCCUCAAAAUGAUUUGCAGGUCUUCUGGGACGGGUCUGCUUUCUGUCCCAGAACUAAACCUGGAGAAGUUCAGUUAUUCAUCUCCAAAUAUCUGGAUCAAACCCCCAGAAACCUGCAGGUCCUUUUAAAUCCAGACUGAAGACUUCCCUGUUUGCUUUGAACUGAACUAUUCUUAUCUCACGAUGCACAGUAACUGUUAUUCAUGUGUUGUAUACCUGAGUUAUUCUAUAUCAGCUAGUUUCAUGGUUAUUUUAGUCCCUCUGCUUUUGAAUGAUCUGCUGCAUUAUUUCUUAAUGUCUUUCAGUUGUGUAACGCACUUUGAAUCGCCUUGUGUUGAAGAAGCUUUAAAUAAACCUGCCUUACAGGAACACUUGUAUUUCAUCA